AUGAGUACAAAUACAGCUCACACUCCAAUCAUCAUCAACAAGCGAUCAGAUGCUCAAAAAUUUGCUAUCGAUUUGUUGAUUGGUGGAGUUUCAGCAACAGUUUCGAAAACCGCCGUCGCCCCGAUUGAGCGAGUUAAAAUCUUGCUGCAGGUACAAUAUUCACAUAAAGACAUUCCUGCUGAUAAAAGAUAUAAAGGAAUUAUUGACGCAUUUAUCAGGGUACCAAAGGAGCAAGGAUUUUUAUCAUUUUGGCGAGGAAAUCUAACUAAUGUCAUCCGUUAUUUCCCAACUCAAGCUUUCAAUUUUGCGUUCAAUGACUUAUACAAGUCGAUAUUGUUGAAAAAUAUCAAACGAGAAAACAAUGUUCUCUCCUAUAGUGUUAGAACUCUUGUUUCUGGAGGUCUUGCUGGUUGUUCAUCACUCUGUAUAGUUUAUCCAUUAGACUUUAUCAGAACCCGUCUCUCAGCCGAUAUCAAUCAUCACACUAAUCGAGAGUAUAAAGGUCUGGUUGAUUGCACUGUAAAAACAGUACGGAACGAAGGAUUUAGUGCACUAUAUCGAGGAUUUUCUAUUUCACUUCAGACAUAUUUCAUCUAUAGAUCUGUUUACUUCGGUUUAUACGACGCCAUUAGGAACACAAUUAACACUGAUAAAAAGAAGCUUCCAUUCUAUGCCUCAUUUGCUAUUGCUCAGGGAGUCACUGUGUUGUCAUCCUACUUGACAUAUCCAUGGGAUACUGUACGGCGGCGAAUGAUGGUCAAAGGACAGCUGAGUACAUCUAAAGCUCUGGCAGCAGCAAAAAAGAUCGUACACGAGGAAGGAUUCCGUGGAUUGUACAAAGGAGCUUUAGCCAACAUUUUUAGGAGCGCAGGAGGAGCACUAGUCAUGGCACUUUAUGAAGAAAUUCACAAGCAUAUGUGA
Caenorhabditis remanei is the source of this 921-nucleotide messenger RNA. RefSeq lists its product as uncharacterized. Gene Ontology annotation, biological process: mitochondrial ATP transmembrane transport; mitochondrial ADP transmembrane transport. The record is from RefSeq and is a predicted model, not a curated record. Bases 1 to 921 code for a protein of 306 amino acids. NCBI's taxonomy places the organism in Eukaryota, Metazoa, Nematoda, Chromadorea, Rhabditida, Rhabditidae. Gene Ontology annotation, cellular component: mitochondrial inner membrane. The transcript has 6 exons. Gene Ontology annotation, molecular function: ATP:ADP antiporter activity.